AUGUUCUUCUCUACUUCUUCCACUGCGCUGGCCGCUCUGGUGCUUGCACCUUUGGCACUUGCUGCCCCUGCCACCUCUCCCAACCCUGCCAUUUUCGAGAGAUCUUUGAACUCUGGCAAGGGUACCUGGUAUGGCAUGAGCUGUGGCGAGGAAGCUUGCUGGCAACAAGGCGCUUGCGCUUUCACCGACUACGUCCUUCCCUCCUCCAUUGCCGGCUCUACUUGCGUUUCUGAGACUAUCUGGAACAACGGUCAGAACUGUGGUGGCUGUGUCUCCAUUACCUACAAGGGCGGUGCUAAGAAAAUUGCCAUGGUUACCAACAAGACCGGUGGUGACAAGAACCACUUGGACAUGUCGCCCAACAUGUUCUCCAAGAUCGCCAACAAGAACCUCGGCGAGAUCCCCAUUGAGUGGGAGUUCGUUCCUUGCCCCAUCACCGAUGGUCUUCAGAUCAAGAUGCACGGCGGAAGCUCUCAAUAUUGGUUUGCUGCCACCGUCAUGAACGCUCGUCUGCGUACCUUCAAGCUCGAGGUCAGUGGCGACAGCGGUAAGACCUGGAAGUCCACCACCAGAAACGUCAACAACUUCUUCGAGAUCACCGGCGGUACUGGCACCAAGACUGCUUGGGUCAGAGCCACUUCCGAGAAGGGUGACACUGUCAUCGUCAAGGAUGUCGACAUGUCCUCUGGUAAGACCACCAAGAGCACUGUCAACUACAAGGCUUAG
Messenger RNA from Aureobasidium pullulans EXF-150, 726 nucleotides. RefSeq names its product barwin-like endoglucanase. The coding region runs from base 1 to 726 and encodes 241 amino acids. NCBI's taxonomy places the organism in Eukaryota, Fungi, Ascomycota, Dothideomycetes, Dothideales, Saccotheciaceae. The transcript has 2 exons. The record is from RefSeq and is a predicted model, not a curated record.